This is a messenger RNA of Gigantopelta aegis, 6637 nucleotides long. Its product is annotated as LIM and SH3 domain protein 1-like. The record is from RefSeq and is a predicted model, not a curated record. The transcript is spliced from 12 exons. Gene Ontology annotation, cellular component: focal adhesion. The coding region runs from base 155 to 1456 and encodes 433 amino acids. Gene Ontology annotation, molecular function: actin filament binding. Lineage: Eukaryota; Metazoa; Mollusca; Gastropoda; Neomphalida; Peltospiridae.
CUCGAGGAAGGUGUUUUCGGCGGGGCGAUGUAGCGACUUCCGCAACGAUUUUCGGUAAAUAAUUUGGAAUUAAGUGUUUUGAAACCAAAUAUUCCAACUGGAUUUAUUCGGAUUAUUCUAAUUGUGUGUAUUGGCGUGGAACAAUCGGCUGAAGAUGAAUAAGAAGUGUGCAAAGUGCACAAAAACUGUGUAUCCGACGGAGGAGCUCAAAUGCUUGGAUAAGGUAUGGCACAAAGCGUGUUUCAAAUGCACGUCGUGCAACAUGACACUAAACAUGAAAAAUUACAAAGGAUACGACAAACUGCCAUAUUGUAAUGCUCAUUAUCCAACGACAAAGUUCACGGCGGUAGCGGACACCCCAGAGUCGAGAAGAAUAGCAGAAAAUACAAAAAUACAAAGUAAUGUUCAGUACCACAGUGAUUUUGAGCGGACGAAAGCCAAUUACACGGUGGUGCCGGAUAACCCGGAGUUACUGCGCCAUCUCAGUAACACGAAGAACGCUAGUUUGAACGAGUACCACAGUGACUUUAACAAGAUGAAGAACAAGUACACGUCGGUCGCCGUCCCCGCCGACAUGGUACAGCACUUGCAGAACACCAAGAAUGUCAGUCUGAACGAGUACCACAGAUCGUUUGAAGAAAGCAAAGGGAAGUGUUUGUCUGUAGCCAGGUCUCUGGAGAUGGAGCAACAUUUACGUAACACGAAAAACGCUAGCCUGGUGUCUUACCAUGCCGACUUUGAGAAGCAGAAGGGGAAGAAGACGUCAGUGGUGUCCGACCCGGAGACGGAGCGGAUCCGAUACAACACCCAGAUCCAGAGCGCCAUCGCCUACCAGGGUGUCCGGCAACGCAAGGACGAGAUGGAACAGAAGAGGCCCGCCGAAAACUUGGAAGCUGGCCGGGCGCACCAUCACCACGCUGCGGUUAGGACGAGUGGGUAUGCGCCGACCCAGGACGAGGUUAACUCGCCGUACUCAGGCAAACAAACGUCCAACGUCGUCUACGACUCGAAGGCCGGCCAAGAUCUUUCCCAACCACCAGCAUUUGACGAGGACAUCCAAAACGGCAUGGGCCGGCGCCAACCGGGCUCCAUCGCGGACUAUGACCCCAUGAACGAUAGGUUUGGCUCUAUUACGGGUUCCUACCCGAACCCGCCACCUCAACAGCAGGCCUACCAUGAGCCGCCUCCUCAACAGCCGCCACCCCAGAAGUACGUGCCGCCUCCUCAACAACAGCCUCCGCUGCCACAGCGACCGAUGGACCCAUAUGCAAAUAAAGGGAUGGUGUGCAAGGCAAUGUACGACUAUGUUGCCGGGGACGACGACGAGGUGGGCUUCCUGGACGGUGACAUCAUCGUGCAAUGUGAGCCUGUCGACCAGGGCUGGAUGACGGGCAUCGUGGAGCGCACCGGUCAGCAUGGAAUGUUGCCGUCUAACUACGUGGAGCGCAUCAACUAGCCAGCGUCCCGAUAGUAUUGUUAUCACCUAAACCUUACCGUACUCUUUCUCUGUGCUAGCCCCAGGUCAAAACAAGCCUUCUGAUUGGAAGUUCCAACGCCAUAUAACUGUAAAUAAAAUGUGUUGAGUGCAUCGUUAAAUAAAACAUUUCCUUCCUUCUGAUUGGAAGUCUAUGUCUGUGGGCUUUGUGGCAAAACAUCACAAAUAGCCGAUGAUUAAUAAAUCAGUGUGCUCUAGUGUGGCGUUAAACAAAACAAACUUAACUUUCAUCUGCAAGACCUCCCAUCCCCACUUUUAUAAAGUAGACUCUUCCACUGUAUCUAUGGAAAAGUCCAUUAUAUUUUGUAGGGGUGAAUGGGUUGACACUGAUGUUUUUAAAUUCAGGCAAUGGAGGGUUUUUUUAAUAUUUAUUUUUUAUUUUUAAAUUGAAAUUAUUUAUUUAAAUUAAUGCAAACUAGUAUAGAUUUUGUUGUGGCUAUUUCUGCAUCUGUUAACUUUAAUGCUUUUUAUUUCAAGAUUGCCUGUUACAUUCAAUCAUAAAUUUUUAAUUUUCCAGAAUUAUUCCACAAAAUUACAGGUGUGUAUCCAAGGAAACGCUGGGAGUGCACACCCUUUCCCUGAAUUUCUAAGGGCCCGGAAAAUCCAUUGUUAAACAGACCUGAUGAAAAUAAUGAAUUCAUUUUCAGGGGACGGGUUGGUGGGUGGGGUGGGGGGUGGGGUGGGUUGAUAGUGAGGAGUUACAUCUUGGUCAAAUGUCUGAUCCUGGGAAAGAUUGCCGUUUUGAAUUCUCCACACCCUCCUUAGAAAACUUCCAGAACCAUUGUUUAGCAAGGGCGAUUCGUUCACAGAUGGUACUUCUACCUGUAAAAAUAAUGGACUCUUCUCUUCUGAUAGUUGUUAUUCUAUGUAGCUGGACAUCGAAUCAGAAGGCUUUUUAAAAAAUAUUUUAUGUUUUGUUUGAAUUGUAAACUGUAUUUCUAUCUUGUUCUUCUUUUCUUUUGAAUCUUGAAAGUUUAUUGUAAUUGCACAGAUUAUGUAUGGCUUUGUAUAUGUGGCAGAUUUUAAACAUACCUUCAACCUGACAUUUAGUGUGUUGUAGAUCUUGUUGAUGUGUUUAGGAAAUAAUGAAUGAAAUCUUGAUUUUAAAAAUACAAACGGAUGGCUGUAUGCAUGUUUUUUCUUAGUGGUCUUUGACUUGUUACGUUUGAUGACAACACACAAACAACACAACAACACGGUGUGUUACAAGUCAUGGAAAUUGCUGAAAGCCGUGAACUUUUGUAAAAUGUCAAACGCCGGGGCCUGCAGAGCCAUGGAAUUUUGAUUUGGUCAUGAAAAAUUAUGUUUGUGGGGUUUUUUUGCCCCCUUUUUUGUAAAAACAGCACAAGAUGUGUCUGAUUGAUAAUUUAUUUGAAAAUGCUGUACGUUUUAUUUAGAUUGUGUUGAUGAUCACAGAGAAAUCUUGAAAUUACUUUUUAAAAAAGGCGAAAGGUAAUGGAAGCCAUGAAAGAUUCAUGGAAUUUGUUGAUGUUGAAUGUGAACCUAAAACAUCACUGGAUAUUGUACAGUAGUGAUAUUCUGCUUGGAACAGAACGUAGACGGGCAUGGGUGGGUGCUUCCCUAAAACUGAAAGCAGGGUAGUUAAGAAUGUUCAUUGUUGUACCCCCACCCCCACCCCACCCUUUCGCUCUCCCCAACUGAAAGGGAACACAAAUAUAGAUUUCAAUACAUAUUUAAUUUUCUGCUGGAAUAAUUUCUCUGCUAAACACAUUAAUGUACAUGUAACUAAUCACAGUAACACUGCUUUUAUACAGCCAGGCUUUUUCUUUUCUUUUCUUUCUUUCCAGUCGUAUGACUGAAACUUCCUUAACGUGCUUGUUUAGUUUGACAUAUUGUUGUUAUUUAAUAACUGGCUUCCAUUGAUCAGAAAAUCGGUGUCCAAAUUGAAGUAGCAUUGAGCUAAAUUUAAUUAUUUUUAAACUAGCCACAUCAUCUACAAAUGACACAUACUUUUCGAAAUAGCUUCUUGGUUUUUUUUUUGACAAAUUGGUAAUGACAUAUCUUUGCCAAAUUUGACUUAAAUUGUAUUUGGCGAUUUGGCGAAUGACAGCGUAAACCCUAUGGCUAUUGGUUGGUUAACAGAGUGGAAUACAGUUGAUAAAGGUAGUCAACAUUUACGUUUUGUGAUUGUGCUUGGCUCCACCCAUUUUAUACUUACACGUAAUAAUAUUUCUCAAAGUGGUAUUUUGUCCUACAGUAGUAUGUAAUAUUGCCUUGUGUGAGAAUCAGCCCCAUCUUGUAGAGAAGGUUUUGUUUUGUACUGAUCUCUCAAUCUUGCAUAGCGAAUUGCAACACAAUACUGAACACAGUGUUCCCUGUCUUGUAAUGUAACAUCAUCUUGUGCAAGUCAUUGUGUGCUACAACUAUCAGCUAUUGUCAACUGAUGUCCUAAACUGUACCUUAACUACAUCAGUCUGCAUAUAUGUCCUACAGUGUAACAUAACAUCACAUGUUGUCAACUGAUAUCCUAAACUGUACCGUAACAACGUCAGUCUGCAUAUAUGUCCUAUAGUAUAAGUUAAUAUCAAUAUGUCCUACAAUAUAAGUUAAUAUCGGCCAAUGCAAGUCUUGUCUACAGUGUAACAUAACAUCAUUUAGUCUCAGCUGAUGUCCUAUAGUGUAACAUAUCACUUCACAUCACCAAUACUAGCCUAUUCUAUAGCAAAAUAUAACAUCACCAGUUUCAGCAUGUCCUACAAUAUAAUAUAUCACUUCACAUUACCAAUACUAGCUUAUCCUAUAACAUAAUGUAACAUCACCAGUUUCUGCCUGUCCUACAAUAUAAUAUAACAUCAAUUCCAGCCUGUCCUACAAUGGAAUAUAACAUGAUCAGUGCCAGCCUAUCCUACAAUGGAAUAUAACAUGACCAAUGCCAGCCUAUCCUACAAUGGAAUAUAACAUCUCUUAACAUGACCUGUUCCAGCCUGUCCUACAAUGGAAUAUAACAUCUCUUAACAUGACCUGUUCCAGCCUGUCCUACAAUGGAAUAUAACAUCUCUUAACAUGACCAAUUCCAGCCUGUCCUAUGUAACAUCUCUUAAUAUGACCUGUUCCAGCCUGUCCUACUAUGUAAUAUAACAUGACCAAUGCCAGCCUGUCCUACAAUGUAACAUCUCUUAACAUAACCAAUUAUAGCUUGUCCUACAAUGUAACAUCACCAAUACCAGCCUGUCCUACAAUGUAACAUCUCUUAACAUAACCAAUUAUAGCUUGUCCUACAAUGUAACAUCCCUUAACAUCACCAAUGCCAGCCUGUCCUACAAUGUAACAUCUCUUAACAUCACCAAUGCUAGCUUGUCCUACAAUGUAGUAUUCUUCAUGCCUAAUGUAACAUCACCCAGUGUUAGCCUACAUGGUAUGUCUUCAUAUGUAACACUUACACUAGGUCUUACCACACAUGCAUAACAUAACCUAAUACUAGCAUAUAUAUAUAUAUCCUACCAUGUAAGAUUACUUUACACCAUUCUGUCCUACCAUGUAACAUCACUGAUGUUUGAUGUCCUACAAUGUUCUGCUGUGUAGUGCCACUGGCCCCAGAUCAUGACACGCCCAUGUAUGUUUUCCCGCGUAAUUGCAAUGUAUAUGUAUUCUCUGAUGUUGAACAAAUAAUGAAACCCAAGCAUAUGAUUAGUUAGAUUAUUUUAGUUUUGGUUCACUUCUCUUCAUUUCUGAAACAGGAUUUUGUUUUAGUACUUGUGUUAUGGUUCUCUGUUAAUACAAAAAAAAGUUAGAAAAAGUUGAAAUAAAUGUCCAUUGCAUUUUGCUCUAGUUUAAAACAAAAAAAUGAAAUGAAAUGAAAUUUAAAGUUUUGUCAUGUUGCAGUUUUAUACAAGUCUUCUGUUAUGUUUAAAACACUUUUCUAAUGUUGCAGUUAUUUAACAAGAAAGAAGUGUUAUUAAUCAGCCAUAAAAAUGAUUUUUGUUACUUAAUGUUUGUUUUGCCAAACGAAAUCUUAACGCCUUUUGCGUUAGAUGUGUAUCAUGUUUAUAGGCUUCGUUUUUGUAAAUGGAUAAUCAAUCCAUGGCUUAACUGAGUGGCGUUCUCGUUUUGCGAUUAGUAUGGAAUCAUGCUGUGAGAACACCUAAAUAUAUCGGAACACAGUGUGGCAGGCUUGAUUCCCUCCUGACACAGAUAUGUCUUGUGAACUUAGAGCUUAUAGCCAGGAAUUAUGUGCUUGAACCUUAAGUGGUUGUGUAAGCAUGUGUACACAAAUUGCAUACGACAAGUCGGUGCGACUGAGCGCAUAAUGAGAACGCCGCUUAAUGGAAUCUACCAGAUUCUGUAAACCUGCCUGAUUAUCCAUGUAUUAUGUAAUCCACAAGGGGCACUAAUUUAGCUAUGAGUUGGUAUUAAAAUGAAUGGAUAUUGGAAUGGACUAGACAUAUUAUUCAGGCUAGAUAAAUAAUCCAGUAGGCAAGUAACUCUAGCCCCAGCAGCCGCUUGUGAUUUCUACACAUGGGAGACAACUCCUGCCUUUUUAGCCACCCAUAGGUUCGUAUUCGUGUGUUGUGCUUAUAAACGGAAGUAUUUAGUCGUUGGAAAAAGUAGUCGGCAAUAGCAAAGUGGAUAUUUCUUGGCCUUAGAAACUUUGAUUAGCAAUUGUUCUGUCAGUUUUAGGAAUGUUUGUUUGACCAUUGUUUUUUAUUAAUUUUUUUAUAUAUAUAUAUAUAUAUAUACAUAUACAUAUGUAAAUUGUUAAUGUUGUGCAUAUUAUUUAAACAAAAAAUUAAAGUUGAAUUUUCUAUGUUUAAACGUUGUUUUUUUAAAAAUACGAAACACCUCAUUUUACACCAUACAGGUAUACUUAAAGUAAAAUAUUUAUUGUAUUUAAUGUCUUUAAGGAUUGUUAAAUCUUUUUUCUUUUCUUUUUUCUUUUCUUUUUGGUUAAAUUAUAAUUAAUAUGCUCAAACAAGAUUUUUUAAUAAUUAUUUCAUAAUUACAAGAUAAGUUGUUAAUUUAUAGUAAGUAACUCACUGUUUUUGCAUUAACAGGUUUUAGCACCAGUGGUUUUGAGAUGUAGUUAUCACCCAUGCCCUUUCAUUACAUCAACCUGUGUAUGAUCUUUUCUAUAUGCUUGUUUUUAAAUGUGAAAAUAAUAUUAAUAAAUACUAGUUUGAUUAA